AUGGGUUCCAUUGGCUUUGCGGAGCCCACCCUUCUCGAACUUGUUCCAACUCUCGUUGGCGAGUCCAAUUUCUCUCUAUGGACGACUUCCCUCAAAUGGACCCUAGACUCGCGCGACGUUCGGUAUUACGAACUUCUCACUGGCGUGUGGAGUGAGCCCAAUGCAGUCGACCCGACGCAGCCUACUGCCGACGAAAUCGAGGCUCAUUCCCAAUGGGAUACCGCCAGUCGAUACCUCCUUCCGUUGCUCAACGCCACUAUUCAUCAAACGGCCAAAUUCUACAUCCUCGACGCUAAUAACGCACGUACUGCAUACGCUAGCCUCCAGCGCGCCUUCGCAGUCCGGUCUUACGAAGCUGGCUUCACCAAUUUCCUCAAGUUUAUCAACACCACGUACACUUCCAACAGACCUCAGGAGUUUGUCAACGAGUGGCGCACUGCGCUGGGCGAACUCCAAGAAAGUAACUCAACAAAGCUCACGCCUCUUCUCAUCUUUUAUCAUUUCCUAAAUGCCGUCAGCGUCAACCAAGCCGCUCGCCCGUGGCUCGACAGUUUCCUCCAUUCAAAAGUCUCCACCGAUACAACUAUCGAGGCAACGUUCGCAGACUUCGUUGUUUCUGAGGAUCGUCGGCUCAACACUCUCAGCCAAGCUAACUCUCCGAGCCAAGCUCACUCUUUUAACUUGGCCGAUUUUACAAGCCCUCUUCCGUUCUUUUGCAAAUUUCAUAAACGCCAUGCCAAUCAUUCUUCUGACCAAUGCUUCAAAAACCCCGCAAACCACGGCAAACCCCCUUUCAAUAAACUGGCUACGAAUCCCGCUCAAAGUACACUCACCAAAGACCAGCCUCUCAAAUAG
Molecule: messenger RNA, 855 nt
Organism: Penicillium vulpinum
Lineage: Eukaryota; Fungi; Ascomycota; Eurotiomycetes; Eurotiales; Aspergillaceae
Exons: 1
Coding region: 1-855 (284 amino acids)
Source: RefSeq, a predicted model, not a curated record